Messenger RNA from Echinococcus granulosus, 2421 nucleotides. Its product is annotated as Ubiquitin-associated and SH3 domain-containing protein B. The transcript is spliced from 10 exons. Lineage: Eukaryota; Metazoa; Platyhelminthes; Cestoda; Cyclophyllidea; Taeniidae. The record is from RefSeq and is a predicted model, not a curated record. The coding region runs from base 1 to 2421 and encodes 806 amino acids.
AUGGGCAGCCUGGGCAUUCCGAUUGAUGUACGAGUGGACGUCUUUGAGAGAAAAAAGAUACGCGAAGCUCAAAUGUCGGAGAAAUUUAAGAAAAUUUGCUUCUCGGAUAUGAGGAGAAUCAAAGCUCUCGCCUCUACUGGUUACCGGAGUGAAGGAGAUGCCGCCCUUUGGCUACUUUCGCACUUAGAUGAUCCUCUCCUGGAUGAACCCUUUUACCGGGAAUUCUACUUAUUUUUGUGUGUCCGUUCCGAUUUGGCCCAAAAUAUUUCGGACUUCUGGCUUGCGAGUUCUGGCAGUGAGGGUUGGAAUUACGCACACGAAUUUCCUCCGCACAUCACACUCCUGUCGAACCUGAGGGUCUCUGACGAUAAAGUUCUCCUGCUCCAUGGUAUCUAUGACAAAAUAAUUCAAGAACAUUCACACGUGCUGAAAUUCGACGAAGUUCCGCUUAAGCUCGUGACUUCCGAUGACUUUAUUGGGUACAUUGUCUCGAGUGACAAAGUCAACGCGAGUCUGGAAAAGCUUUGUCGUGUGUUUUUGCAGGAGCUUCUGAAUGCUGGCAUAAUAUCUGAUGAUGAUCCUAUGCGAAGGUGUAAAUCCAAUUACCAUAUGUCUCUUGCCUACGGCUUUCAGUUAGCCAAUCGAAGCAAUCUUGGGGACCUUCAGGACUCUUACAAUAUGAAAUCUCAGCUUUUAGUUUCGUGGACGUUGGAUCUGUUUUCUGGUGACCCAAGAUUAUCCACUCCUGACUCUGAGCUCUACGAGACGCGAACUACGGUGGAAGUGGAUGACGUGUUAUUUUCAAACCUUUCCCUGGAGGACAAUCCUCAAACGGAUAGCUCCCCACCUCAACUCACUCCCUCCUCACCAGAAAUGGGCCAAAUGAUCGUGGGGUGCCACUUGUCCUCCUCUGCCUCUUCUGUGGGAGCGGGUCGAACGCCAGAUUCAGACAGUCUGCAGCCAUCAAUCCACACUCCGUUCAAUGAGGUACCUGCUUUGGCUGAUUGUCCACAUCUUCCCAACACACUGGCACACUCAGCUGGCGACAAAGUUCUCUUUGUUGGAUCGUGCAACUUGAACGGUCGAUAUGGGGUCCCGGUGGGUGUCAAUCUCACUUCGGGGCUGACGGGGGUAUUCAGUCUUGCCUCGGCCCGUAGGAUUCCUAAGUGGCAUGCCUGGGUCACGCAUAGGUCUACAGUGGUCAUUGGAUGUCAGGAGGAUAGUCUUACAGCGGAGCUUUGCAACACCUUUGUGGCGCCGUCUAGGAUCCCGGCAUCUUUUUCUGCACCAGCGGAUUUUUGCGAGCCACUAGCAGUAUUGGACAAUGAGACCCGCACUUCCUCUCUGGCCGUCGGUGUCAACGUUGGUAGUAGUAGUAGUAGUGGGUUUUGUUCCAAACUUCUCCCUCGCAGUUGCCGUCGCAAAUCCGCUUCUUCGAAUUCUUCCUCCCCCUCUUCUUCCCCCUCGGCCCUCCAGACCUCCGUCGCCGUCGGAUCGAAGUCGGGUGUUAAAACACCCCCUCCAACUGCCACCGGGUCCUCCUCAAUCUUUGGCUCGCGAUUCUUUGGAAGUCUCCUUUCUGGUGCCAGUAAUGGCAGUGGCAGCCUACAGCAACAGCCACAGAAGCCUCAACGGCGUCUCUUUGUCAUGCGACACGCUGAACGGGUUGAUAUCUGCUUUGGGCGGGCCUGGACCACUCGUUGCAUCGACAGGCGAGGUCUCUACCGUCGGCUGAACCUCAACAUGCCACCUCGGCUGCCUGUGCGAGAGGACAUCAUCGACCACACUCUGGACUCUCCACUAACCCAAGUUGGCCUCUUUGUUGCUGGCGCCUGUGGUCGCGCCUUCGCCGAAGCCGGUGUCCGCUUCUCUGUUUGCUACGUCUCACCCGCCCUGCGCUGCGUUCAGACGGCGUGCCAGUUGCUGCGAGCUGCUGGACAGUGCAAUCUUGCUGUUCGAAUUGAGCCCCUCCUAUUCGAGUGGUUGGGAUGGUACUCGGGCAAAUUGCCAAACUUCCUGUCACCCGCGAUGCUCACCGAAUUGGGCUACAAUGUGGACAGGGAGUGUCAGGCUCUCUCCUCUCUCAAUCAGCUUGAUCUGCAAGAAAGCAUACCCCAAUUCUACGCACGCUCUACUCAAAUAGUCAAGGACAUUCUUGAGCAUAACCCAAUCAAAGGCCACUUAGCCGAUCCACUUAGAACCAAGUCUCCUUUGAAGCAUCAACAAAAGGGUGUCGCCCUUGUCCUGCUGCGUCUGAUGUGCUCUCCAGUUCCCUACUGCGGUCUCCUCUGCGCUGUGGAGGGGGGCCGUCGUUGGCGCUUGGACGAACCGCCUAUACCCCCCCUAACCCAUGGACAAAAUGCCGACUUUGAUUGGCGUCAGUCGUAUAGCUCUUCUAUCUGCAGUCUUGGUAUCAGAUAG